GUGGUUCAGCCAUGCAGGGGCCAGUGCGAGUGCGAAUGCCAGUGGUCGGAUGGGUAGCAAACCGUUCUAAGUAGGCAGUCGCCAUAUUUGUUAUUAUCAUUAAAUGGGGGAGAUUGAAAAACAAUAAAGAACCCAUUUGUGUAAGAACUACUGAGUGAAAGUUUCGAGUGCAUGGUUUUUCGCGACCCAGAACGACCCUAUAAGGGGAUGAAUCAGUGAGUGUUUUUGUGCAAGGGGGCAGCUCUUUGUUUGAAACUGGCGGCCGCUGGGGAUAAUUUAGCCGGUGGUGGCGACGAUGAGCCGCCUGCAAUACUCGAUUGGGGGGACCGUGAGGGUGACAGAUUCAGUUUUGAAGACUCUGACAGAUUUGAGGAAGACUCUUUGUGUAGCUGGAGCUCCGAACCUGAAAGUGUUUGUAACAACUGGAGAGGAUGGAAGAAACCUUCCACAAACUCUACAUCAUAUUUUGGAAGCAGCAGAAAAUAUAGUGAUGAGGUCCAGACAGUUCCGUCUUUAACAGAAUUAGCAGCAAAAUGUGUAGCAUCUCAUAUCCCAUUUGAAUUGGUGGAACAUGUAUACCCACCAGUACCAGAACAACUUCAACUUCGAAUAGCAUUUUGGAGUUUUCCUGAUAACGAAGAGGAUAUUCGACUGUAUUCCUGCUUAGCUAAUGGAUCAGCAGAAGAAUUUUCUAGGGGCGAUACCCUACACAAAAAUCAUAUGGUUAAAGAUCCGUUACAAAUUGGUUUUCAUUUAUCUGCUAGUGUUCAACAGGCACCAAGAAACACUCACAAUGUCGCUGUAACAUUUGACAGGCGCAGGAUCUCAUCUUGUAACUGCACAUGUACAUCAACAGCAUAUUGGUGCUCGCAUGUUGUUGCUGUUUGCCUCACUCGAAUACACUGGCCUCAUCUUGUGACACUUCGUGCUCCAGUAUCUGAAUCUUUGUCGCGAUUACAACGCGAUCAACUUCAAAAAUUCGCACAAUACCUCAUAAGUGAACUUCCUCAACAAAUUCUACCUACAGCUCAGCGGCUUCUAGAUGAGCUCUUAGGCUCUCAACCGUCAGCCAUCAAUUCAGUUUGUGGAGCUCCUGAUCCCACAGCGGGUGCAUCUGCGAACGACCAAACAUCUUGGUAUUUGGAUGAAAAAACUUUACAUGAUAAUAUAAAGAAAAUUCUGAUUAAAUUCUGCGUACCUGCGCCAAUUGUUUUUAGCGAUGUCAAUUAUUUGAGUACGGUAGCUCCACCUGCUGCCGCAGAAUGGUCGUCCCUUUUGCGUCCAUUACGAGGACGAGAACCUGAGGGAAUGUGGAAUCUUUUAAGUAUCGUCAGAGAAAUGUUUAAAAGGAAUGACCGAAAUGCCAUUCCACUUCUUGAAAUUAUUACCGAAGAGUGUCUUGCAUGUGAACAAAUCCUCAUCUGGUGGUUUAAUACAAAAGUGGCACUAUUAAGUGGAAACUCUGGAUAUGGUGGUAGCGGAGGUGGUAAACACAAUAAUGUCAACAGUAAUACGCAUGCAUCUCAACACGCAUGUUCUUCUCUUUGUGAUGAGGUUGUUAUCCUUUGGAGAUUAGCAGCGUUAAAUCCAGGAUUGGCCCCAUCUGAAAGAGACAUGCUACAUAACCAGUUUACUACUUGGCAUAUGAAGACUCUUGAAAAAGUGAGUAAAUGUCGCAACACUACAUCAAGUUCUCAACAACACUAUAAGAAUUCCUCCACAUUAAAGAUGGAUUUAGAAGUUUUCACGGGAUUCAAACCAGCCAUAGAGGCAUGUUACCUCGACUGGGAUGAUUAUCCAAUGCCCGGAAUUACAUAUACUCAAGAUAUAAACCCUAUGUACCACUGCCCAUUUACUUGUUUUCGACAUGGAGCAGAUACCAGUAGAGGUGAAAGUCAAGUAACACAGGUGAAUUCCAGUAAAGCAGUACUUAAUUGCGAACACCCUCACGUCCAUACAACACAUUCCCACCAUCAUCAUCAUCACCAUCACCAUCACCACACACAUAUGAGAGCAGCUCCAAGGUAUGACUUUAUAAGUAUGAAUCCCAUGGAAUAUCCACCACAUCCACAACUCAACGAGAGGGAUGGGAAUAGAUCAAGCGUCAGUAGCGAGGGCUUUUGUGAAGUUGAUGAUGACAUGAAUAUUCUUCAAGAAAGUCGUUUCAACGAUUCUGAUUCACAAGAAGGUGGCGGUAGCGAUUCAUCAAGUAACAGUAGUCAAGAAUGUCGAACGCCUCCAACAGCACAACAUUCAAUAUCCAUUGAUAACGAAACAAACAAACAAGUACCAAAUGUUUCUAUACCUACUACUUCUGUCUCUUGGGCGCCACAACCCCAACUAACACCAAUAUCCAGGAGGGACUCUAAAGAUGAUUCAACGUCCAGCUCUAAUUCAGAUUCUCCUCAAUCUGGCGAUGAAUAUAAUAUGUACUUUUACAAUAGCAAGGAUAUUGGAUUAAUAAAUUCCAAUGCCCAGAUAAAUCCAAAAGUGGAAGAAACUGAAGAUAAAGCUGGAAUGUUCUCUAGCAUAAGAAAGUGUGAAGAUCCUUGGGAUGUUUUAUUUGCUAGAGCUGAGGGAUUGCACGCCCACGGGCACAGCAGAGAAGCUUGUAUUUUGGGCGUGAAACUUGCUGAGGAGUUGCUCAUGAAUCCGCCCGACUUAAUGAUUGAAAUUCCUCCUGUACCUAAGAAAAAAGGAAAGAAACAACAAGUGAAUCCUGCAAGCCAUCAAUUGAGCUGUUUAGCAUCUGCAACGCUAUCAAAAUGUGCCUUUUUAUGUUCAGUUUUAGCAGAAAACAGUGAACACUACCACCUAGCUUUUCGCGUUGGUAUGUUCGGCUUGGAAAUGGCUCGACCUCCUGCCAGUACCAAACCUUUGGAAGUCAAAUUGGCAAACCAAGAAACUGACUUGGUGAAUCUUUUGAAAAGAAUACCCUUAGGGCAUAAAGAGCUCCAAGUUCUCAGGGAAAGAGCGGAACAACUUAAAGAAGGUACUUUACGUUCAAGAGGAGAAGCAAUGCUACCAAUAAUGUUGGCCAGUUUUAUCUUUGAUGCUCUUGUUAUGCCUAAUAUUACUGGUAAAGAUCGAUCAAAGAUUCUUAAUAUGAGACUACCUACAGAUGAACUUUUGGGAUUUGAAGCAGCGGUUGCAGCUCUAGGUUUAAAAGCUAACGUUUCUGAAGCUGAUCAUCCGCUCCUUUGCGAAGGCACUCGACGUCAACGAGGUGACUUGGCUAUCGCCCUCUUAAUGCUAUACAAAGAUGAUUGUUGGAAAAUAGCAAGGAUAAUGGAUAGAUUAUUAGAUAAAGAAGUACAUCAAUUGAUGAAAACGCCACUCACUGGCUUAUACUAUUCUAGCAAUCCACCAACCAAGAGCCAGUACUUUAAUUUGAAACGAGAAGACUGUGAUAAAGUAGUCGCUCCCAUCAGUCCGUUUUUGCCACCCACAGAGAUGAUGUCGACUGAUAUGGCUUGUUGUAGUAGACCGCAUAGUGCAACCAGCGCGGAGCUUGAACAGAGCAUGUCUAAUCUUUCGAUAAAUCCCCAACAAGGAUCGGUCCAACAAGGCGCCAUAACUAGGACUAAAGAUGGACGUUACAAAGGAAAACGAGCAUAUCCUUCCAUUCCUAAUCAACCGUCCGAAGCCGGUGCUCAUUUUAUGUUUGAAUUGGCCAAAAACGUUCUUAAUAAAGCUGGUGGAACAAGUAGUACAUCUCUUUUCACUCAGGCAUCUACAAGUCAGAAUCAUCAUGGACCCCACAGAGCAUUGCAUAUGUGCGCUUUUCAACUCGGAUUGUAUGCUUUGGGAUUGCAUAAUUGUGUUAGUCCGAAUUGGUUGAGCAGGACUUAUUCCUCGCAUGUAUCGUGGACAAUAGGUCAAGCGAUGGAAAUAGGUGCAGCAGCAAUAUCUUUCUUAAUAGACACUUGGGAAGGACAUUUAACUCCUCCUGAAGCUGCAAGUAUCGCUGAUAGAGCCUCUCGUGGUUGUGACGUCAAUAUGGUACGAGCGGCAGCAGAAUUGGCACUGUCCUGCCUACCGCAUGCUCAAGCCCUUAAUCCUAAUGAGAUACAACGGGCAAUAUUACAAUGUAAAGAACAAAGUGACGAUAUGCUAGAACACGCAUGUCACACUGUAGAAAAUGCUGCAAAAGGCGGCGGAGUUUAUCCCGAAGUUCUUUUCCAGGUUGCUAAAUACUGGUACGAGUUAUAUGUCAGGCAUACACCUGGAGGUGACCAAUUACUGGAUAACGAUAUACCUCACGAUCCUUUGAUGGAUUUACAUGGAGCUCUGGUGGCCUUAAUAGAGCCCCCAGUUCAACAGGAAGUUCCCCCAGCAGCUCAGCCUGUAGUUGUGACUACUGCUCCUCCAUAUACACAUGCGGCUCCACCGGUCGGAAUGUAUGUGAGCCAUUAUAAUUUCGUACCUCAUCCACAUCAUCCUCCAAUAGCAUAUGGGGGCCCUCUACACCCCCUGCAGGCACCACCUCCGACGCAUGUUCAAAUGUAUCAGUUUCCUUACCCACCACCUGCUCCUCAACAGGCUCCUCCAACAGCUUUCACACCUGUACCAACAUCGUAUGCAACUUUACCACCACCACAACAGACUGCUUUCACAAGUGCGCCAUCACAAUACGCACAAGCACCGCCGCCUACUCCUGCAGCAGCUGUGUUCGCAGCACCAGCAGGCCCACAACAAGCAAUUCCAGUUCAAGGAUCUCAACCACCUCCCGUUCAGUAUUAUGGUCCUACAGUUACCAUAGCUCAGCCUGUUCAAGGAUUAAGACCUGCUACACAUAUGUAUGCAGCUCCACCGCCAGAACAUCUGCUAAUAGGUAUUGCAGCCCAUCCACAACAAGCUUUAGCAAGACCGCAUAGACCUCACCAAUUCAAUCAAACUCAGCUCAGGUAUUUAUUAACGUCAUAUAGAGUCGGAAUGUUGGCAUUAGAAACACUUGCUAGAAGAGUACAUGACGAUAGACCGCAAGCAAAAUACGCCAGAAACCCACCUUAUGGUGAAGAUGUCAAAUGGUUGUUGAGAAUUUCCAAGCAUUUAGGAACCCAAUAUCUACACCACUUCUGCGUUUGUGUAGUUAACUCGAUAGUAAGUCCUUUUGUUUUACAUGAUGUAGCAAUCGAAGCUGCACAAUAUUUAUCGCGGAAUAAUCCCAGUCUCGUGAUGCAACAUUUGCGCACUGCACUCACUCCUCUCGUCCAGAAGUGUCAACAAAUGUACAUACAAUGUAUGCAUCAAAAGUUAUAUCAUUUAACAGCAGGGGAUUACGAAGAUUUCGUAAGUAUAGUUUGCACAGCGAGGGCUGCAUUCCAGAUCACUCCGGACGGAUCGACGCAAUUCAAAGAAUGGUUGCAAUCUAUUCGAAGGUCAAAAUCUUGUAAAAAAGACUUAUGGACGCAGAUCAACGCGGCUUUGCAAGCUAACAACAAAUGACAAAGGCCUGAAACUCAGGCUUCUUCUUCCUACACUCAUCAUAGAUUAGUUUCCGAAGUUCCAGAAGAACAGGAAUUACCACAACCAUCCCGCACACCACCACCACCUGUUUUACAUCUCUGCAACCUGCCGAAACCUGAGCUAGCUCUUGUCCAUCCCAUCUAUAUAACUCACGCUCCUCCAUCACUUGCUCUCAUCCCUCAACAAGAAUCUAUUGAAGAACAGCAGCAGUGGCCUCCUCAUCCGUCUAACAGUUGACUAGUAUUUGAAAACGGGAUAUUUUAUCAAGGUGAGACCAUUCUGUAUGGAGGUGAUGUGGACUUGCCAAGGAACGAGGCGAUCAUUUAUGAAACUAGAAUAGGCUACCAAGCAACUUUGCAAGACAUAAACAACCCUGGUACUGCCUCUCAAGAAAGUGCAGUUGUCUCAUGUAAUAAUGGUCAUAAUGAGGCAGGUUCGGAGAGGCAGUUAAUGAGAGGAUUCUGGAAAAUUUGAGCUUCACGUUAAAUGUAUUAAUAGUUUCUAAUUAAAAUAAUUUUGCUUGUAGGGAAUUUUUUCUAGAAAUUAAUUUCAUGUUUUGAUUUUAAUAAAAUAUACUAAAAUACCAUUAUAAAAAAUUUAAA
Diorhabda carinulata is the source of this 6071-nucleotide messenger RNA. Its product is annotated as zinc finger SWIM domain-containing protein 8 homolog. Gene Ontology annotation, cellular component: Cul2-RING ubiquitin ligase complex. Gene Ontology annotation, molecular function: zinc ion binding. The coding region runs from base 721 to 5448 and encodes 1575 amino acids. The record is from RefSeq and is a predicted model, not a curated record. NCBI's taxonomy places the organism in Eukaryota, Metazoa, Arthropoda, Insecta, Coleoptera, Chrysomelidae. The transcript is spliced from 21 exons.